CCAUUUGGACAGUCGGUGCAUUGUGUAUACAACCUCUAUACCACGCCGCGGUCAUUUACUACCACUAGCUUCGCUAUCGUCAUCAUCGCCAUCGCAUCGUGAGUUUUGGCGUUCAUCGGGCGUUUCGUACGAACCAUGGAAGAAUUUGUUUUCGUCUCGAUACGUUAACGCGAACGAAACGAGCCGUGGGCGACGCGUACUGUGCGGAUCGUGUAUAUCGGGUGCAUCGAUUUUGAUAACAAGCUGAGAACACGAGAACGGGCCCGUGCGAACAAAGUACAGUAGGAGGCAAAUUGUGAACGAGAAGAAUCACGACAAUUUUCGGGGUGGACGUACACGCUGGAUACGUUCCUUGGCAGUGACCGAGAGUGUCUCGACAGUGUACCGUCUGAAGAAUUCUCCACCGUGCCAUGGAGCCGUCGAGAAAAGAGAAGAAACACAAGGAGAAAAGAAGGAGUAACGAAAAGAGGAAGGAGAAAUCUCGCGACGCGGCGCGGUAUCGUCGAAGCAAGGAGACGGACAUUUUUACCGAGCUAGCUGCCGCGCUUCCGGUACCACCGGAACAGGCGGCUCAUCUGGACAAGGCCAGCGUUAUGAGGCUCGCCAUCGCGUACCUUAGAGUUCGAUCGGUCGUCGAUACAAUGUCGACGCCAUUGCUAAAGUCUGAGACGUCCAGCGAAAUGCACGAGCUGUUUUCCAAAGCCCUGAACGGAUUCAUGCUGGUGCUUUCGAGCGACGGAAGUAUGGUUUAUCUUUCGGAGAACGUGAGCGAUUAUCUUGGCGUUUGUCAGUUGGACAUGAUGGGCCAAAGCGUAUACGAGUAUAGUCAUCCCUGUGAUCACGAAGAGUUGCGAGAGUGUCUCUCCUCCAAGCCAACCGAGAACAAAGAAAACGAUUCUUGCAGCUUCUUUCUGCGACUCAAGUGCACCCUGACCAACAAAGGACGGAAGGUCAACCUGAAGAGUGCUUCGUACAAGGUGAUCCACUGCAUCGGCAGAUUAACGUACAUUAGUAACCCUGUGUCGAGUUGUAUGGAAAGCGACGACGAGGAGCGCAGAAACGAGGACGAUGAUAUCGUUGAAUCUAAUACGGGUGCUUGUUUGAUACUAGUGGGAUGUCCCAUACCGCAUCCUAGCAACAUAGAGAUUCCCUUGGGACGUCACACUUUCCUUUCCAAGCAUAAUCUCAGCAUGAAGUUCACCUACGCCGACGAGAAGUUGGCCGAGUAUCUGGGCUGGAACAGCGAGGAUCUAAUGGGCCAAUCGGUUUUCGAGUUCUAUCACGCCCUCGACAAUAUGACGCUGGGCAAGUCUUUCAAAUCACUGUUCAGCAAGGGCCAAUGCGAGACGGUCGCGUACAGAUUCCUGGGGAAACGCGGAGGAUACGCGUGGGUGGUGACACAGGCCACCCUUAUUCACUGUUUGAAACAGCAGAAGCCAUUGUCCGUUGUUUGCGUGAACUACAUUUUAAGCGGCGUAGAGCACGAAGAUGAGGUGUACAGCGUGCGUCAGCUGGCAGCUCGUGACACCGAGCGUAACGUCGUGAAGUCGGAGAAGCCGGUGGACGCGAAGAGCAUCAGCAGGAAUACCGGUCAACCGUCCAAGCUCCAGCUACGCGUGCAGGUCAGGAGCAAGAAGCUGGUAGAGGUCGGGUUGGAUUCCAGCGAGAACGAGUACUCGUCGUCCAGCAACGCGGUAGAGGAGAAAUCGAGUUCGACGUUCGAUCGUGCGAAACCAUUGACCGUGACCACCUCGACGUUUCGCGCGACGGGCCAGAAGGCCGAAAAGGAGUCGGUUCGGGUUCAGGACGGCUCGCGGAAGGAUAACACCUUCCCGAGACCGGUCCACGAUACAGAGAAAUUCUUUGUCGGUGUUGAGGGUGCCGAGGACUCGGUCCAGGAGUCGGUCAAAGAGAACGAGGAACCGAAACGGAAGCAGCAGAACCGUAAUCGAGCUGCUUGCCGUGCCCCGUUCAUCUUCCAGGGCAAACCCGCGUUGGAAUACGAUCCGAAGGCCACGGUUCGACGCAACCGGCCGCAGGCGGUUACCAGACACCUGUUUGCACCGAUCUCCGACAAGCAACAGCAACAGCCACCGCAACAGCAACAGCAACAGCAACAGGAACAGAUUACCGCUGCUUGCAGACCACCGCCACAUACCACAACAGCGAGCACCUUCGCGCCUCGUACCGAGGACAUGAACAAGGGCUUCUUGACUUUCAGCGAGGAUCAUCCAGGCCUUACAAUGCUGAAGGACGAGCCGGAGGACUUGACGCAUCUGGCGCCUACGCCCGGCGACGUCUGCGUCCCCCUCGAAGACACGCCAUUCCUCACCGAUAUGCUCGACGAGUUCAUCCUCAGCAACGACAACUAUUGCCCGUUGCUGAGUCCCGGGGGCGCCCUGGCGCCCGAAUUACGCUCCUCGGAUUUCGGUGAUCCCCUGAAGGACACCGAUCUCGGCGACAGCUCGAGGGACAAGAGCCUCGGGGAAUCACUGCCCGACAGCGAUCCGUUCAUAUACGGUGACUCGCCGGAGAGUCCUUGCAGCAUCGAUCCAACCUCUGUCUCGCCUUCCUUCGCUAAAUACCGUCAAAGCCCAGAACGAAGCGUAGAUUCGCUGGGUAGCCCAACGGGUGGCAGCGGCACCGAGGGGCUGUCGGAGGACGAGAUGUUGAUGUUGGGUCUUAGCGACAGCAUCGCCGACGACGAGCUGGCGCUGAGAGCACCGUAUAUACCGAUGUCGGACCAGGACGAGGCUCUAGGUUUACUGAUCAGCAACGACAUGGUGAUGUGGAGUCCGCCACAGACCACGGACAAAACUUGUUCCAAAUGGAUGCUGGAGGAGAAGGAACACCGACAGUCCGACUCGAACACGGCGCAGCUCUUGAAGACAGACCAUCAGGUACUCUCCAGAAAGUACAACGACCAUGGAGGCGGUCUGGUAAAUCCGGUUCAAGUUCUCGGUCAAAUUCCUAGGAAAAGUGCCAGCCUAGACACCGGUCACUGGUCCUCCAAGUUGGACAGUCCCACCAAGCGUAUACACGCUGCCUCGAUAGACACAGUGCGUGAGAAUAAACGCAUCAAGUGCGACGAGUCGACGAGACACGGUGCGCCGUUGAUCCUGGAGGAUCAUCUGCUGCGCAAACAACAGCUUGCCGCGAGGAAGUCGACGAGCAUCGGCGGCAGCCAGUUGCUCCGUCGUCUGGUGUCCGAGCAAACGGUUCAACGGGCCAACGGUUAUCCCAGCGAGUCGUUGGACAGUCCCAUGGAGAACCGUGGACGGAGCAAUAACAACAGGUUGCCCAGCGAGCUGGACGCCGUGGACGAGGGGGAAUGGGACAGCGGCGGAGGCGGCGGCGGUGGAAACGAGGGCGGCAGACCCGACGACGGCCAUCGUCGCCAGACCCACGACGCCCCGCGAAACUCUCUGCGUCAGACCACGGCGACGGGCUGCAACAGCGUGCUAAUGAAUCUCCUGGUGUCCGGCUGCGACGAAAACUUGAUCAACUCCCGCAUCGUGCCAACGGCGCGUCCAACAAGCUUGACAUCGGCGCUGUCCGUGAACCUAGACAACCAAACGGUGCCUCAGUGUGCCCUAACAGGGGAAUCCAAUAUGGCGUACGAUCAAUUUGGCGCGGACGCAAGGAAAAACCUGUUGCCCGACACGUUCAUCGGCGAAAGAGGAUCUUCCCUCGCCGUCUCGCCGUCCUCUACGAUGAUAUCUUUCGACAACUUCGACUACGAUCCGACAAUGUCGACCAGCGGUUUGCUGCAAGUGCAACCGGAUCUGUUUGGAAGUCUGCUGGAUCGGAAUAUUGUAUAAAUGUCAAGUAUAAAUGUUUUAUUGCCAAGUAAGCCCACCGAUUCGUCGCCGAUCGAUGAGUACCAGAGAUAAUCGAUACGCGUUAAUAUCGAGCGCGGGAUAUUCACAUCGGUAUAGUUUGUGGCCAGUUAACCCUUUUGGUGCUGCGAUUUAAAGAGAGUACGCUGUGAGACCGGUGUGAAUCUUCUUAGCAUCGAAUAGGUUAAACGAUAGAGCCGACGCGCGUCGGGACGAUUCGACGUUUCUGUACGAUUUUCUAUGGGUGACGUUCAGAGAUAUCGAUAUUUUUUCACCGGUAAUCGUGCCGCGUGUCGUUUCGAUCCGUGGCUCCAGCGAUCGAGAUGUUUCUUCGAGCAACCAAGUGCCAAUGCAUUUUUAGUAAACUAGGUUAUGUACCAUUCUUCCGCGAGAUGAAGGCAGAACGUGUUUGCAUCCCCAUUCCUCUGUUGCUGUCCCCUGACUCGCUGAUAUUAGUCGAAAACGAUGACGAAGAUCGGUGACAGCCAAUCAGCGGAGUAGCAGCAAUAAUGGGGAUGUUAAACACGCUGUGCCUUCUUCUCGCGGAAGGACGAUAGGUGUUCGUUACGGAGGAACAGUGAUGGACAUUCGUGGGAAUUUUGAUCGUGCACACUGGAGUGCAUGAUCAUUGCCAUAUACACUUAACGAGAAUUUAGAGUUGGAUCCCAAUAAGGAACAAAAUUUAAGGAAGUUACAGGGAAAGAAACAAAAGCAAAAAAUUUCCUCUUAAUCUACAUGAGUAUAGCUAGAGAAAUACGUAGGGGGAUCUUCGAUGAGUUAAUUUUUGUGUGAUCGGCGAGCAUUUGAAGUAGAAAGUUCAAUUUUGUACAAAGCGAGAUACAUCUAUGGUAGCUGUGACGUCAGUUUACGCAUGCGCAGAAAGGAAUCUCGCGAGGGAAAAUUCCAGUACGCAUAACCAAAGUUCCCACAAUGUCCAACGAACUUCGUUACGGAGGAAGCGUUUUGCCCGUAAAGUCGAUCGGUUUACAAUUCACGCGAAAUAGAAUCAAAUUUUUGUUACGAAUGUUACGUUGCUUUUAUGAGAACUGCAAGUAAGUCUACUCGAGAACAUCGGUAGUCUUGCAAUUAGACCAAUGAUGCCAGGUUACAAGAACUUUGAAUCUCUUCUCCGAUUGGGAGUGGAAACAGGGCGGUACGACCAUAACAAUUCAUCCCACAUGGCGUCAAUGGAGAAAUAGAUGAUCCGGUCUUUAUUCGAAACCAUAGAGCACGAGUAUCCGUUUGUAGACAAUCGAUAGUUAUCGAUACGUCGGAACGGUGACGAAUAAAAUUCUAACGUUUCAUUAUUGCAUUAAACGCGUUAUCAUUUUCUAUGAUAAUUCGGUUGCGUGGGACGAGUGCAUUUAAUCGCGCGUGCGCGCGACGUGUGACGUGUUUUCUCAUAUCGAAUUACUUGUAUAUUUGUCUAUGAAAUUAGGAAAUUUAAACGAUAAUCGAUGUUUUAUGGAACGCGGACGCGAAUUAGAAAUUGUUAACAGGGGGAAUAGAAUUGCUAUGAAACACGUGUUGUUACUGGCAGAUGAGCCGUAUUAGCGACGGGCCGUAUACGAUGGGGAAUCGGUCGAUCGCGGUACUCGUCGUCGUUGUUACUGUUUUUUAAUAGUUUUUAUCAAAGCCAAUCCGAUUAUCAGUUGUUAUUAUCAUACAUAUAUAAUGCAUCACGAUUAUCGUUCUUUGUAGGCGUACAAAGAACACGGUGAGUAUGCUGAUAUGUAUUUUUCUUCGUACAGUAAAUGUAUAACGGCAUACUAAUUUUAUUAUUUUUACUGUCAUCUGUAUUUUUAUUCUCGUAAUACCAUGUUUAUUAACUAUUAAUCUUUACCUGUAUUGCCAUGCUGGUAUGGAUCAAUAUUAUUACGAGAGUAUGAGUUACGAUAAACAAAUAAAUGGUCUUUCUAAUAAAUACCUUUCUUCUAUUCUACACAUCGUGUCUAUUGUGUUAUUGGUAUUUUUAUUUUACCCAAGAGUAAUUAUUGAAAACAGAAGCAACUCUUUCUUUAUUAUUUCUACGUAUGAGUGUACAUAUGUAUAUUAUUUCAGA
This is a messenger RNA of Colletes gigas, 5901 nucleotides long. RefSeq names its product protein similar-like (gene sima). The record is from RefSeq and is a predicted model, not a curated record. The transcript is spliced from 14 exons. NCBI's taxonomy places the organism in Eukaryota, Metazoa, Arthropoda, Insecta, Hymenoptera, Colletidae. Gene Ontology annotation, cellular component: cytoplasm; nucleus; transcription regulator complex. Gene Ontology annotation, molecular function: protein dimerization activity; RNA polymerase II transcription regulatory region sequence-specific DNA binding; DNA-binding transcription factor activity, RNA polymerase II-specific. The coding region runs from base 411 to 3821 and encodes 1136 amino acids. Gene Ontology annotation, biological process: regulation of transcription by RNA polymerase II; cellular response to hypoxia.